GACAGUUGUUGGUUUCGCAUCUCUCCAUCUUUCUUUUGACUGACGAGGCUGAGCCCCGUCCUUUUCUUUACUUCGUCCCCCAACUAUAAUCUUUGCCAUCCGCAUUCUGUAUUGUACCAUGACCGACCAACCCACUUACGAACCGUCUCCCAUCUUCGACGCUCUUGACUUUGACCUGGUAGUCAAAGUUCUCUCGCAAACUGCUUUCAGUCCUUUCUUUGUGUUUUUCAUUCCGGUCUUCUACGUAUUCAAGGGAGAAAGUUUUACGAGUGACAUCGUCUUGUUCUGGUCUGUAUAUCUCGUUGCUAUCUCUGCUUUCUGGGCUUUAAAGUGGAUCUCUAAGUUAUAUCGUAAUCAAGGCAACCUGCUAUUUGGAACAGCGCCUUUGGAUUGGAGCGAGCAGAUUAUUGUGGUCACUGGAGGGUCAUCUGGUAUCGGGGAAUUGCUAGCAAACACUUUGGCGGUCCGUAAUGUUACUGUGGUUGUUCUAGAUGUCAAGCCUAUCAUCACAGAAAAUUAUAAUGUUGCCUUUUAUCAGUGUGAUGUCUCGAAAUGGGAGGAAGUUGAAGCGGUAUCUAAAAGAAUUAUAGAAGAAAUUGGACACCCUACGAUGCUCAUAAACAACGCAGGAGUGGUUCAAGGCAAACUUAUUCUUGACCUCAAUGAGGAAGACGUUCAACAAACAUUUGGAGUCAACACCCUGUCUCACUUCUGGACAAUCAAAGCGUUCCUUCCUGAAAUGAUCAAACAGAAAAGAGGUCACAUUGUCACGAUGUCUUCCGUCAUGGGACUGGUGGGCUCUGCUCAAAUGACCGACUACAGCGCAUCAAAAGCUGCGCUCGUCUCCUUACACGAGUCACUUCGGUACGAACUUGACAAACGUUAUCUCGCCCCAGGCGUUCGCACGACACUUGUCCUCCCAGGUCAUGUUCACACACCACUCUUUUCGACUGUUCGACUACCGCAAAACGAAUUUUUCAAGUUUUUCGCCCCAUCUGUUGCGCCUGUCACCGUUGUCAAAGCUAUCAUCACAGCUCUCGAUGAAAAGUAUUCUCAGGUACUUCACCUGCCCUUCUACACACAUUUCGCGCCCAUCCUGCCGAUGCUGCCCAGUUAUUUGAGGGACUUUGCUCAAUGGUUCUCAGGGGCGGAUUAUGCCAUGCAAGGGUUUUCAAAAGUGACGGGCCGACGACCGGAUGAAGGUGUACAGAAUGCAGUGAAAAACUGAGUUUGGUCAGUCGAUAGGUCAAGAAUUAGCAUGUGUAUACUGUGUAUCAUGAGUAUAGCACUGCAGGAAACCCUGAAGAGCAAUAACAUCUCUUUUUUGUGGUACUCA
Molecule: messenger RNA, 1336 nt
Organism: Serpula lacrymans var. lacrymans S7.9
Lineage: Eukaryota; Fungi; Basidiomycota; Agaricomycetes; Boletales; Serpulaceae
Exons: 11
Coding region: 119-1228 (369 amino acids)
Molecular function (GO): oxidoreductase activity, acting on the CH-OH group of donors, NAD or NADP as acceptor
Source: RefSeq, a predicted model, not a curated record